Molecule: messenger RNA, 1935 nt
Organism: Gregarina niphandrodes
Lineage: Eukaryota; Apicomplexa; Conoidasida; Eugregarinorida; Gregarinidae
Exons: 1
Coding region: 1-1935 (644 amino acids)
Source: RefSeq, a predicted model, not a curated record
AUGAGAUCGGUGUUCGGUGUGCGAUCGCGGAGUUUGGAGUUGGCGGAACGGCUGGCCUACGUGGUGAACCCGGAUGGAAUCGAGCCGGCGAUAACUGAAGAUAUGGACAUGCGAUUGAUGACAGUGGGGGUGCGACGGAAAGGCGUAUUGGUGGAUGGUAUGACCCUGCUGGCAGUGGCGCCGAAGGCCCGGAUGCGAGUGCUUGACAGCUUGGCAUCGGGUUCGAAGUUCUGGAGAAUCGGGGUGCCGCAGUCGCCCUUGGCAGCAGGGACUGUGCCAGCAGGGACUGUGCCGGCAGGGACCGUGUUCCGGAUCGAGAAUGAACGUUCCAAGCCGGUGGACGAGGAGAAAGCGCAGUUGAUGGCGAAUGAAGACAAGGCGAAUGAAGACAAGGCGAAGGAAGAUGUGGCGAAGGAAGAUGUGGCGAAGGAAGAUGUGGCGAGUGAAGAUGUGGCGACUGGUGUCGCAAGGGUUUGUGUGGGUACCAGUGCAGAGCCUCAUGCGGGCGACGAAGGGGGCGGCGUGGGUACCAGUGCGGAGGCUGGUGCUGGCGACGAGGGGGGCGGCGUGGGUACCAGUGCGGAGGCUGGUGCUGGCGACGAAGAAGGUGACGAAGCGGGGUUUGAUUUGUUCCGAGACUGCGUGAAACUGCGAGCGUUGUUGCACGGAGGCAAGCCUGCGCCGCACACGGAGGCGUUCCUGGGGGACGGGUUGUGGCGGACGUUUCAAGCGGUUAAGGCCAGAUGCUGGAAGAGUUCGCGUGCGCCACAGCGUAUUUGGCGGGACACAUUUGGGCACUGCGGUCCGGCGGAUUGGGAGCAGGCGUUGGCGCGCGUGCGGGCUCGAUCGUUGGGCGGGAUGGCGUUGGAAGUGUGUUCUUCGCAACCGGUGACACGGAGUGUAUGGUUCGAGCUGGAGCCGCACGUGCCCGAAUACUGGCGCAAGUCAGUGGCUAUCUUGGUGUCGGAUGACCCGGAGCCAGAAAGGGGUUGUGAGCCACCGGAGACGGAGACCUCUUCUCAACUUAGCGACACUGGCUGGCUCCCUCCGCCGCCGCCACCACCUGUGCGCCCAAAGAAGGGUUAUCUAAACGUCUGUAUGAAAUUGUCCUAUUUGUCGUUCGUGUGCUGCAGUGCAUUUGUGAGCUCUGCAAUAGUGUUGCAGAAGUUCAGCAAGUCGCCACCGGCAUUGUUGGAAUGUCUGUGGAUGUCUCGGCUUCCUUUCCCGUCGUUGCUGCCGGUGCAGUUGGAGCAGUUGGAAGAAAAGUGUGAACCUGACCGAGUGGGGUUCGAGCCGCAGUUGAACGAGACUUGUUUCGGUGGUCGUGGCGGGUUGGUGUGUCGCGUGGUAGGCGACGGUCAAUUGCGCGAUGUAUGCUACGGCUUUGCUGGCUAUGAGGGACGAGACUCAAAGAGUCUUUGGGAUGCCUUCCUGCUUCGACCAGGAAAAAGGGUCUGCCGAAUAUUUUGCGAUACACCCGGAGCAAACCUCGAGCGUCUGGGUGAACAUGUUGCCCGGGCACUCGCCACCAACGCGACUCUGACACCUGGCUGGAAUAUGACCAGCGAUGCCGGGCCGUCUUGGAAGGAACUCGGGCGGCAAUCCGUCAGACGCAAUUUCAAGGUCGCCGCUGCUGCAGCCCCCCACUUCGCUCUACUCCCCAUCGUACACGGCUGCUCCGGCUACUGCUCCAACUGCACGCGCAACACCUUUACCAAAUUAGAGAAAUGCCCCUGCGGCUUCGCCUAUGCUGUGUGCCAAAGCGCAGCAAGGGACGCAAAACCCGACGUCCCGCGCAACAUCUCAACCAUUGCAGGCAUUCAAACCACUCUCAAAACCGUCCUUCACCUAAUGCACGAACUAGACCACCCCAAGCUACAUGUAGACAACUGCUGGUACGGCUGCCACAAUAAGCCCUUGCUGAAACACCCUUAG